UUAAAAAACUGUGUAUAUAUAUUUACAAAAGUUUUGUAAAUAAACCAUGUAUGCUUUAGAAGAUGAUCAAUAUGAUGAUGAAGAUGCGGAGGAAAUUUCAUCAAAACUUUGGCAAGAAGCGUGCUGGAUUGUUAUUAACGCUUAUUUUGAUGAAAAAGGUCUUGUGCGACAACAACUUGACAGUUUCGAUGAAUUCAUUGAAAUGUCUGUUCAAAGAAUUGUUGAAGAUUCGCCACAAAUUGAUUUACAAGCAGAAGCACAACAUACGUCAGGAGAAAUAGAAAAUCCUGUUAGACAUUUGUUAAAGUUUGAACAGAUUUAUUUAUCGAAGCCUACACAUUGGGAAAAGGAUGGUGCUCCAUCUCCUAUGAUGCCUAAUGAGGCUAGGCUUAGAAAUUUGACUUAUUCUGCACCAUUAUAUGUAGAUAUAACUAAAACGAUUGUAAAAGACGGUGAAGAUCCUAUUGAAACACAGCAUCAAAAGACAUUUAUAGGAAAAAUUCCGAUUAUGUUAAGAUCAAAAUACUGCUUACUUGCCGGCUUAUCUGACCGUGAUUUAACAGAAUUAAAUGAGUGUCCAUUAGAUCCUGGUGGUUACUUUAUAAUUAAUGGAUCGGAAAAAGUAUUAAUUGCUCAAGAAAAAAUGGCAACAAAUACUGUGUAUGUAUUUAGUAUGAAAGAUGGAAAAUAUGCAUAUAAAUCUGAAAUUAGAUCUUGUUUGGAACAUAGUUCCCGUCCUACAUCUACAUUGUGGAUUAAUAUGAUGGCAAAAAGCGGAGCUAGUAUUAAAAAAUCUGCUAUAGGGCAACGUAUUAUUGCAAUUAUUCCAUAUAUUAAACAAGAAAUUCCAAUUAUGAUUGUUUUUCGAGCACUUGGAUUUGUGGCUGAUCGUGAUAUUUUAGAACACAUUAUAUAUGACUUUGAUGAUCCAGAAAUGAUGGAAAUGGUGAAACCUUCUUUAGAUGAAGCAUUUGUUAUACAAGAACAAAAUGUUGCAUUGAAUUUCAUUGGUACUAGAGGUGCAAGACCUGGAGUAACAAAAGAGAAACGUAUUAAAUAUGCUAGAGAAAUUUUACAGAAAGAAAUGCUUCCACAUGUAGGAAUAAGUGAUUUUUGUGAAACUAAGAAGGCUUACUUCCUUGGUUAUAUGGUACACAGAUUAUUAUCGGCAUCUCUUGGUAGAAGGGAAUUGGAUGAUCGAGAUCACUAUGGCAAUAAGCGACUAGACUUAGCUGGUCCAUUAUUAGCAUUUUUAUUUAGAGGUUUAUUUAAGAACCUAAUGAAAGAAGUCAGAUUGUAUGCACAGAAAUUCAUAGACAGAGGAAAAGACUUUAACCUUGAGCUUGCCAUUAAAACCAAAAUCAUAACUGAUGGUUUACGAUAUUCACUUGCUACAGGUAAUUGGGGCGAUCAGAAAAAGGCUCAUCAAGCUAGGGCUGGUGUGUCUCAAGUAUUGAACAGACUGACUUUUGCAUCUACACUUUCGCAUUUCCCUGAGGGUGCUGCUGUAGGUUUAGUGAAGAAUUUGGCAUUAAUGGCGUACAUUAGCGUUGGAUCCCAACCUUCACCAAUUCUUGAAUUCUUAGAGGAAUGGUCUAUGGAAAAUCUCGAAGAAAUUGCACCAAGUGCGAUAGCUGAUGCAACAAAAAUAUUUGUAAACGGCUGUUGGGUUGGUAUUCACAGAGAUCCUGAUCAGCUAAUGGCUACUUUACGUAAAUUGAGACGUCAGAUGGACAUUAUUGUGUCAGAAGUGUCAAUGAUCAGAGAUAUUAGAGAUCGCGAAAUCAGAAUAUAUACAGAUGCAGGACGAAUUAGUAGGCCUUUAUUAAUUGUAGAAGGACAAAACCUGUUGUUAAAGAAAAGGCAUAUUGAUAUGUUGAAGGAAAGAGAUUACAAUAAUGAUGGUUGGCAGGAGUUGGUUGGUAGUGGAGUGGUAGAAUAUAUUGAUACUUUAGAGGAAGAGACUGUUAUGAUCGCUAUGUCACCUGAAGAUCUAAGGCAGGAAAAGGAAUAUGCUUAUUGUACAACAUACACACACUGUGAAAUUCAUCCAGCCAUGAUUUUAGGUGUAUGUGCUUCAAUUAUUCCAUUUCCGGAUCACAAUCAGAGUCCAAGAAACACUUAUCAAAGUGCUAUGGGUAAACAGGCUAUGGGAGUGUACAUCACAAAUUUUCAUGUACGCAUGGAUACUUUAGCUCAUGUAUUGUAUUAUCCCCACAAACCUUUAGUUACAACAAGGUCUAUGGAAUAUCUUAGAUUCCGAGAAUUACCAGCUGGAAUUAACAGUAUAGUUGCUAUAUUAUGUUACACUGGCUAUAAUCAAGAAGACAGUGUUAUCUUGAAUGCUAGUGCUGUUGAAAGGGGUUUUUUCCGAUCUGUAUUCUAUAGAUCUUACAAAGAUUCAGAGUCUAAGAGAAUUGGCGAUCAAGAAGAACAAUUUGAAAAGCCUACACGUCAGAGUUGUCAGGGAAUGCGGAAUGCUAUAUAUGAUAAAUUGGAUGAUGACGGGAUUAUUGCUCCAGGAAUUCGUGUAUCUGGAGAUGAUGUAGUUAUAGGUAAAACUAUUACUUUGCCAGAAGCAGAUGAUGAAUUGGAUAGUACGACAAAACGUUUUACAAAACGGGAUGCAUCUACCUUCUUACGUAAUAGUGAAACUGGAAUAGUGGAUCAGGUGAUGUUAACUCUAAAUAGUGAAGGGUAUAAAUUUUGUAAAAUAAGAGUACGAAGUGUUCGAAUUCCACAAAUUGGCGAUAAGUUUGCUUCACGCCAUGGGCAAAAAGGUACCUGUGGAAUUCAAUAUAGGCAAGAAGAUAUGCCAUUUUCAUGCGAAGGUCUUACGCCAGAUAUUAUAAUUAAUCCUCAUGCUAUCCCAUCGCGUAUGACUAUUGGCCAUUUAAUUGAAUGUAUCCAGGGAAAAGUAUCAGCCAACAAAGGUGAAAUUGGUGAUGCUACUCCAUUUAAUGAUGCUGUAAAUGUACAGAAAAUAUCUACUCUUCUACAAGAAUAUGGAUAUCAACUUAGAGGAAAUGAAGUUAUGUAUAAUGGUCAUACUGGACGUAAGAUUAACGCUCAAGUCUUUUUAGGACCAACGUACUAUCAACGUUUAAAACAUAUGGUAGAUGAUAAAAUUCAUAGCAGAGCUCGUGGACCUGUUCAGAUUUUAGUUCGACAACCUAUGGAAGGAAGAGCAAGGGAUGGAGGUUUACGGUUUGGUGAAAUGGAACGUGAUUGUCAGAUUUCUCAUGGAGCUGCACAAUUCCUUAGGGAACGCUUAUUCGAAGUUUCUGAUCCAUAUCGGAUACACAUAUGUAAUUUUUGUGGUCUGAUUGCAAUAGCAAAUUUAAGAAACAAUACAUUCGAAUGUAAAGGCUGUAAAAACAAAACACAGAUUUCUCAAGUCAGAUUACCAUAUGCAGCAAAACUACUUUUCCAAGAACUUAUGGCUAUGAACAUUGCGCCUCGAUUAAUGGUAGCAUAA
This is a messenger RNA of Dufourea novaeangliae, 3478 nucleotides long. It is a transcript of the gene RpII140, whose product is annotated as DNA-directed RNA polymerase II subunit RPB2. The coding region runs from base 47 to 3478 and encodes 1143 amino acids. The transcript has 5 exons. The record is from RefSeq and is a predicted model, not a curated record. Gene Ontology annotation, biological process: DNA-templated transcription. Gene Ontology annotation, cellular component: RNA polymerase II, core complex. NCBI's taxonomy places the organism in Eukaryota, Metazoa, Arthropoda, Insecta, Hymenoptera, Halictidae. Gene Ontology annotation, molecular function: ribonucleoside binding; DNA binding; DNA-directed RNA polymerase activity.